Sodiomyces alkalinus F11 is the source of this 1992-nucleotide messenger RNA. RefSeq lists its product as hypothetical. The record is from RefSeq and is a predicted model, not a curated record. Bases 170 to 1747 code for a protein of 525 amino acids. The transcript is spliced from 2 exons. Gene Ontology annotation, molecular function: zinc ion binding; DNA-binding transcription activator activity, RNA polymerase II-specific. Gene Ontology annotation, biological process: regulation of transcription by RNA polymerase II. NCBI's taxonomy places the organism in Eukaryota, Fungi, Ascomycota, Sordariomycetes, Glomerellales, Plectosphaerellaceae.
CCGGUUACAACCACAGCAACAACGGCAACAGCAAAAAAAUAUAACGACAUCACGGACAGCGUUGAAAUCAAACCAUCAAUAACCGUUCAAGUACGAGAGAGAACAGAAAAGAAUUGACAGAGCUGGGCCUUCGCCGGCCAAAUUGUAGACCGCCCAGACACGAUUGAAGAUGCAGCAAAGAAAAUCACACACCAAAUCGAGGAAGGGCUGCUUCGCAUGCAAGCAGAGGCAUGUCAAGUGCGACGAACAAGGCCCUCCCUGUGUCAAUUGCGUGAUCCGCAGUACCGAAUGCCUGUAUCCACCGCUUCCCAAGUCUCCCACCUCUCGUCCGAAGAGGAAACCAGAGUCGAUCCGAAUCCUCAACGACUCACAAGAUGCCACCUCUUUAUCCUCCUCCAACUCCUCAUCCUCGUCAGCAACCCCACCGUCGUCCUCAUCAUACCCAUCGUCAGAAGCGUUGCGGUCCAGGCACACGUCGAGAAGUGACUCCCAGCGACUACGAGUGCCUGAUCUUGCGACACCUCGUCGUUCCCCCUUCCCUUCACCUUCCCGCUCCGCCUCCGCCUCUGCCUCCGCCUCUGCCUCCGCCUCAGCCUCAGCCCUGACCUCCGUCACCCUCCAAUCACCCCCGCGAUCAAUCUCAUCGUCUCUGUCAUCUGGGUCUCUGUCUACCUCUCGAAGCUCAGACCGGAUGCUUGAACUCGAACUCAUGCACCGAUGGUCAACACGGACCUGGACUGCCGUCCAAUGCCUUCCCUCAGAGCAACCAUUCCUACAAAACUUCCUGCCACGGAUAGCCCUGCAAAAUGGUUUCAUCAUGGAUGGCAUUCUGGCCAUGGCUGCCGCCGACAUGGCCAUCAACUCGUCCUCCGAUCCCGCAGUCUCGUCGUCCUACCUCCGCACCGCCCUCGAGUAUAGCAACCGAGCGAGCGCCGACUUUCGCACCCGCCUUUCCGACAUCAACCGAGACAAUCUUUACCUGCUCUACUAUUUCGCCAUGAUCGCCGCCUUCUUUAAUUUCACCAUCCCUGCUCAACGACUCACCCCGCUCGACCACGCUGACAUGGCCUUUGCCAUGGUGCUCGGCGCCACCAACAUCGCCACGGUGAACAUCGAGUGGCUCUUGGACAGCCCCGCCCAGCUCCAGAGUUUCAAGGACGGCUUAAACUACCGCCUCGAGCUCCUCGAUACCCUCGACCUGGACACACGCGCCGCCAUCGCCGGCAUGUCCUCCGUCAUCCAGGCCGUCCGCCUGCCUCCCGAGGAGACGGACAGCGGGGAUCUCCCGGCAGGACUCGGUCCUCUCGCCGUCGAAAACUUCAACUACCAGCUCGCGGUGGGGCAGACCAAGUACGCCUUCGCCGAAGAGCACCAUCGCGACGUCAUAACCACCAACUUCCUGAGCGUCAUCGCUGUCGCCGGCCAGCCUUAUGCCGAUGCGGUCCGCGCCCGCGAGCCCGUUGCCCUCUUCAUCCUCAUGUACUGGGCCGUCCUUGUCGACCGCUCUUCCACCGACCCUUCCAACGGCUGGUGGGUUGGCAAGGCCGGCCGGGACCUCGUCGCCGACAUCUCCGAGCUUCUCUACCGGUCCCCCAUGAUGAUGGCCGUUCCUGAAGUGCGCAACGGCAUUGCCUGGGCGCGGAUGCAAGUCGGCUUGCCGCCCUUGUCGGGCUGCGUGUGGAUCAAGGUGGGGGAGGGGCUGAGAUUAAUCGACACCGCGCCAUCAGAUGCCCUGGAAGCGGUUUGAGGCGUUAAGUUGGGGCUGAUGAGAGACAUUUGUGUAUAGCGAUCUGGUUCAUUUCUCUUGCGUAUUUUGUCAUGAAACCUAUAAUAUUUUCAGUUAACAUUUAGUCUGACAUGGUCUUAUGAAAUUUAUGAAUAUGGCAUAGAACUGCAACAGGACACAUAUAGGCACAGAUUGAUACAAGAUGAGGUAUGGUAUAAAUAGGACAGGGUAGCCAGAACCGAGAAGGGGGGGAGAAAGAAUAAAAC